This is a messenger RNA of Alosa alosa (allis shad), 4871 nucleotides long. RefSeq names its product MAP/microtubule affinity-regulating kinase 3-like. The record is from RefSeq and is a predicted model, not a curated record. Lineage: Eukaryota; Metazoa; Chordata; Actinopteri; Clupeiformes; Clupeidae. Gene Ontology annotation, biological process: intracellular signal transduction; protein phosphorylation. Gene Ontology annotation, molecular function: ATP binding; protein serine/threonine kinase activity. Gene Ontology annotation, cellular component: cytoplasm; plasma membrane.
UACAGGGUUUGGCUUGGCACUCUUCUACAAGUGGGCAGCCAUCUUGGAUCCAGCAGAAUAGCACCGCUAUAUCCACUUUCGAGAUGGAAGGAUUUUAGUCUAACUUUGGUUUUAAAUUCACCCGAAAACCAGGAGGAACGUUUCAGCUGGAACUUUGUGACUUGGAAUUUUUACAGGAAGUUGAACAGCAAAAAUUGGCAGCAAAUUCUGAGACCGGUUUACGUGAACUCCCCCAUCCCCUCCCCUUUUCCUUGUCUGAACGUUGUGUGCAGUUUAUGGGGGCCUAUUAAGUGUUGCUGUUGAGUUAUCUACAUUUACAUUACGGACAUUUUUGUUUAAACUGAGCAGACCACUUGUUAAGAAGAGGUUAUGCCAUUUAAUCGGUCAACUUUAUGUGAAGAGUUGCCUUUUGCCAAUUGUUCUACGUGUGGACUGUAGCAUACCAAGCUACUGUGUAGUAAUGCGGUUCUUGAAUUUAUUUCAUUAAUCUGGACUCGGGGUACUUUCCGACCUCGGAUUUGCUCAGAAACUUGACUGUCUUGCCAUUGGUGUUGAUCGAAUCCAUGACCAUCAACAAUUGGAGUGUCGCUUUCCAACCAUCCAAGUAAGGUGCUGCAAAACCAAAUCGUGACUCAGAACCACUUUGGCUAUUCCGACAGUAAAAUGUCAACGAGAACACCACUACCUACCGUCAAUGAGCGUGACACUGAAAAUCACACCUCCCAUAGUGAUGGGCGCAGUGAGGUGCCCACGCGGGCCGGUCGCUCGGGUGCCCGCUGCAGGAACUCCAUCGCCUCCUGUACCGACGAGCAGCCGCACAUCGGUAACUACCGGCUGCUCAAGACUAUCGGCAAGGGCAACUUCGCCAAGGUCAAGCUCGCCCGACACAUCCUGACAGGGAGAGAGGUGGCCAUCAAAAUUAUUGAUAAGACUCAACUGAAUCCUACCAGUCUUCAGAAGCUCUUCAGGGAAGUCAGAAUAAUGAAGAUUCUCAACCAUCCAAAUAUUGUAAAGCUCUUUGAAGUCAUCGAGACGGAAAAGACCUUAUACCUGAUCAUGGAAUAUGCAAGUGGAGGGGAGGUCUUCGACUACCUCGUAGCACACGGAAGAAUGAAGGAGAAGGAGGCCAGGGCUAAAUUUAGACAGAUAGUGUCUGCCGUACAGUAUUGCCAUCAGAAGCGCAUCGUCCACAGAGAUUUGAAGGCGGAGAAUCUACUCCUGGACGCCGACAUGAACAUCAAGAUCGCCGACUUUGGCUUCAGCAACGAGUUCACGGUGGGCAACAAGCUGGACACGUUCUGCGGCUCGCCGCCCUACGCCGCGCCCGAGCUCUUCCAGGGCAAGAAGUACGACGGGCCAGAGGUGGACGUCUGGAGCCUGGGGGUCAUCCUCUACACACUCGUCAGCGGGUCACUGCCCUUCGACGGACAGAACCUAAAGGAGCUGCGUGAGCGCGUUUUAAGAGGGAAGUAUCGGAUCCCCUUCUACAUGUCCACAGACUGCGAGAACCUCCUCAAGCGUUUCCUGGUGCUCAACCCAGCCAAGCGGGGGACACUUGAGCAAAUCAUGAAGGACCGGUGGAUCAACGCAGGGUGUGAGGAGGAAGAGCUUAAGCCAUUUGUAGAGCCUGAGCUGGACAUCACCGAUCAGAAGAGAAUAGACAUUAUGGUGGGGAUGGGCUACUCGCGGGAGGAGAUCAACGAGUCGCUGACGCGCAUGAAGUACGACGAGAUCACCGCCACUUAUCUGCUGCUAGGCAGGAAGUCCAGCGAGUUGGAGGCCAGUGACUCCAGCUCGAGCAGUAACCUCUCUCUGGCCAAGGCGCGGCCCAACAGCGAGCACAACAACGGCCAGUCGCCAUCGCACCUCAAGGUCCAACGCAGCAUCUCCUCCAAUCAGAAACAGCGGCGCUACAGUGACCAGGCGGGUCCAGCCAUCCCAUCGGUGGGCCACCCCAAGCGCAGCCAGACGGUGGCUGACAGCGACCUGAAGGAGGAGGCGGCGUCGGCCGCUCAGCCCCGCAAGUCCAGCUCCUCGGGCAGCCGCGGCAUGGCCCCACCCAGUCCACUCCUGGGCAGUGCCAACAACCCCAACAAGGCCGACAUUCCCGACCGCAAGAAGGGCACUGCCGCCCCCGGCAGUACGGUGUCCAGUGGUAUGACCCGGAGAAACACCUAUGUGUGCAGCGAGCGGAACGCAACCGACAGGCACUCAGUCAUCCAGAACGGCAAGGAGAACAGUACGGCGGUUGCUGGUCAGCGGAGCCACGUGGUCAGCGGUAGUGGCGUUGGCGGCGCGUCCACGCACAGCGUCAGCAGCGGCAGCGGCGCCACCCCGCCGGACCGGCUGCGUUUCCCGCGGGGCACGGCCAGCCGGAGCACCUUCCACGGCGGUCCGCUUCGGCGGCGCCGCCGCGACCACCUAACGCCCGGCCUAAGCAUGCGCUGUCGCCGCGACGCCACCCCGCUCUCUCAGGCGCGCAGCCGCGGCUCCACCAACCUCUUCACCAAGCUCACCUCCAAGCUCACGCGCAGAAAUAUGUCAUUCAGGUUUACCAAAAGAGGGCCAGCAGAGUUUGAGAGGAAUGGGAGAUAUGAGGGUUCAAGUCGCAACGUUUCUGGAGAGACCAAGGAGGACAGCAAGGAUAGCAAGCCCCGCUCGCUGCGCUUCACGUGGAGCAUGAAGACCACCUCGUCCAUGGACCCGGCCGACAUGAUGCGCGAGAUCCGCAAGGUGCUGGACGCCAACAACUGUGACUACGAGCAGCGCGAGCGAUUCCUGCUCCUCUGCGUCCACGGCGACGGCCACGCCGAAAGCCUUGUCCAAUGGGAGAUGGAGGUGUGCAAGCUUCCCCGCCUCUCACUCAACGGCGUGCGCUUCAAACGGAUAUCGGGGACGUCCAUCGCCUUCAAGAACAUCGCCUCCAAAAUCGCCAACGAGUUAAAGCUGUAAAAACCUGGGAAACCCUAAUUGACAAGAGGAGGGGGAGGGGGGAAAAAGAGAAACAAAAUAACAGUGACGUACGUACAAAAACGAAACAAAACGAUACCAGAGAAAAUGUGAAAAAAAGCGACUAAAGGACUAAAGGCACACAAAAAAACUAGCAUAAUCAAGCUGUACAUUGUUUAUGAACAAACAAAAAUGGUAGCAAAUACUGAAAAUAGCGCUCAAAACACUUACAAAGUAUGUACCAGAAAAUAAUGUAUAGACUUAUGCCUUAGGCAAUAAUUUCCUGCAUCUUUCCAUUGUUGAUGUUGUUAUUAUUAUUAUUAUUAUUAUUAUUGUUAUUAUUAUUAUUAAUAAUUAUUAUUGAUGCGUCCGUUGGUGAUAAAAAAAAGUGAGGAAUUUGUCUGUUGUUUUCUCCUUUUUUUUUCCUAUUUUUUUUAUUGUGCACUACUGCAUUAGUUGGCCUUUUGGGCCAUAGUCACCUACCGGCCCACUCACUCCAAAACCUCAGCAAAGGAAAAAGUCGCUUCACACAAGAAAACAAAAGCAAAAAAUAAAUAAACAACAAAAAAAAUGUCACAGAAAAAAAAGAGGGGAUUGAAACCAGUGGCUCCACCCGUCCCCACGCUGUCCCCCCGCUGGCCUGGUCUCAGGCCCACGACGCCCCCUGUCGGUGGAACCGGCACAUAGCACGGCCCAUGCCACCCUUCUCUCGGCCCAGUAGGAGUUGGUCCAGGCAGGGUAGGACAGAGCCAUAAGUUGCACACACACACACACACACACACACAUUUUCUUUGAUGUGAACAUAGUCUGUUUUAUUCUUGUUUGUUUUCCGUUUUGUCUGUUUUUGUUUGUUUCAUUUAUGUCUCUAUGGGUGAUGGUGGUGCUUUCUCAUCUAAAGAACACACCCUAUUUGCACCUUAAUCAGUGCACAAGCAGCCACCUGCUCACACACACACAUACUGUACACACACACACACACACACUCACUCACUCACUCCCCAUUAGUAACCCUGCUGAGUCACCCCUCAUCACACUUGCCCUGAGCAAUAGAGCUGGUCAGUUCUGGUCAGUCCACAGCCUGCCAAAGGAGCAGUGGCCCAACUCCCAGGACCACACGGAAUCCGUUCCCAGAGACGAAGCGCUGACCAGGGGAUGAGCAUUCAAAGCCUUUUUUUAGGCUCUGCUGUGCACAUAGUUGGCCUCACAAAACGAGAGGGAGUGGAAGAGCCUCGAUCCAGAAAAGUAGACUGGAAGCGGCGACACACGUCAGAAGAGACUGCUCUCUCACACACACACACACACACACACACACAGACAUGCACACACAAGCACGCUCACAGGAACACACUUGCAAACACACAAGCGUUAAAAAUUGGGGACAAUGCUUUUUGCAGUGUCUCAUGACUUUGAGUCUAUACUGAGUUGGUUAAAUAAUAUAAUUAUUAAAGAGAGAGAGAGAGAGAGAGAGAAAGUGAGAGUGGUUAGGAAGAUUUUCCUUCCUUAUGUAUUUUAAUUGUUUUGUUUAUAUUCCUGGACUUUACCAGAAUGCCCUCUGCUAGCUCUUGACCCGGCGAGGUCAGUGGUGUUGGCACAGUAAAGCGUUCAAAGGUCAGAGUUCAAGUCGCCACACAACCAGGUCACCAGUAUUCACUCCAUACCCCUUCGUAUUCUAGCACUGUCAUUUUGUUUUUUUUGUUUAUUUUACUGAUUAUGUUUUGUCUUAUUUCUGGUUGGAAUGUAAAUAAAUAAUGUGUAUUAGUUUGGCGACCACAGCAUCAUGAUGUACUUUUUUUUUGUUUGUUUUUGGUUUUGUUUUGUUUUCUUCCUUUUUUUUAAGUCUGGCUUAUAGCCAGAAACAAACUUAAUGUAACUCAUCACAGGUUAAGGUUAAUCAGUGUCUCCAUUAAAACACUCUAAAAGCA